This is a messenger RNA of Penicillium alfredii, 909 nucleotides long. RefSeq names its product opsin family protein. The transcript is spliced from 5 exons. NCBI's taxonomy places the organism in Eukaryota, Fungi, Ascomycota, Eurotiomycetes, Eurotiales, Aspergillaceae. Bases 1 to 909 code for a protein of 302 amino acids. Gene Ontology annotation, cellular component: plasma membrane; endoplasmic reticulum. The record is from RefSeq and is a predicted model, not a curated record.
AUGAUUGACCCUCGGUUUAUCGACUUGCCGACUCCCACGUCUUGGCCCACGACCUCCUCGGUAGGACCCGUCCCCACGGUGAUCCCGGGGGCUCCGGUCUUCCAGGAGCUCCAUGGCGUGGGCAAGCGAACUCUCUGGGUGGUCACGGUCCUGAUGGGACUUUCGUCGCUGGUCUUCUACAUUCUAGGGUCGCGAUCGCCACUGCCUAAGCGGGUCUUCCACACGCUGACAUCGCUGAUCACGACGAUCUCGUUCGUGGUGUACCUCGCCCUCGCCACGGGCCAGGGCAUUGCCUGGAAACACGCUCACAUCGACCAGCCGCACCGCCAUGUCCCGGACACCGCGCAGGAAUACUUCCGCCAGGUGCUGUGGCUGCGCUACGUCAACUGGGCGCUGACCACGCCACUGCUCCUAGUUAACUUGUCGCUGCUGUCCGGGCUGCCGGGCGCCAACCUGGUCAUCGCCAUCGCGGCCGAUCUGGUCAUGCUGGCGGCGGGGGUCCUCGGCUCGUUCGCGGGCCAGACUCCGCAGCGCUGGGUCUGGCUGGUUAUCAGCUGUAUCUCGUACCUGACUAUCAUCCACCACGCGGGCUUCCAUGCGCAGCGUGCUGCGGGCAACAAAGAUGCCCAGACGCGUCGGUUCUACUCGUCUCUGUCGGGGUCGGCGCUGGUGGUCCUGGCAUUGUUCCCAAUUUCCCUUGCGGCCGGAGCCCUUUCGCUCAAGCUCAGCAUUGACGUCGAGACGGUUCUCUUUGCCGUUAUGGAUAUCUUUAUGCAGGGCCUCGUGGGGUACUGGCUCCUGCUGGCCCAUGAUAGCUCGCCGGGGAUCACCCUCUACAUCGAUGGCUUCUGGUCCCAGGGCGUCGGUAACGAGGGCGCCAUCCGCAUCACGGACGAAGAGGGCGCGUAA